AAAACAACGCAGAUGCUUGCAUUAAUUGUUGACAAUUAAUCCGUUUUUCUAUGUUGAUGCAAUGUAAUCGAGUAUUUAAAUUGAAGACUUUUGUUUGUAGCAUAAUUUUAUUUUUGUAAUUAUGUUUUUAUCGAGAAGAUGUUUAGCAAGCCAUAUUCAGGUUCAAUUACAUUCAUAUUGUUGAAAAAAUCACAGCAGUACAAUUCUAACCUAUUCGCGGAUACCAUUACAACUAAAUUGUCAAGUUAAACUGCAAUAAACACUAUCAGCAUUUGUGUGUACAUGUGAAUACUAACAUAUUUAGUGAUUCCCCUCCACUGUCAGUGUCAUAUGUUCGGUACAAUGUAAUUUAAUAACUUUUGUGAUGGAUUACUCAAUCUUGAAAACAAACUUGGAAAGUUGAAAUCAAAGCGCUUUUGGGACCAUAUUAACAUAUUUUGUGCUGUUCACUUUUUAUUGCAGUGUUACAUCGCCUAUAGACUCUUUGAUUGUCUUAUCUAUUCAAGUAUUCUUUGGAAUUGGUCACUCUCAACGCCGUUGUCUUUUUUUCCAUUCCCACUUUUAUUAACAUGGAACAAGAAUUGUUUUCGCAUCCAUCAUUGCUAGCCAAGAGUCAAAUUGGUGCAAUUGAUAAACGAACGUUCAAAGAACAGUUUAUAAGAGGUGCAUACUCUAGACUUGAAUAUGAGCCUAUCUUUGAGGUUAAUGUCUCUGCCACUGUUAACUAUAUCGAUGUCGAUCCUAGUGUCAAGUUCUCCUUAGUCAGUGACUGCGAUGGAAACAUAUCAAUCUAUGAAAUCGAAGAAGAAUCUUGCGGUAGAUUGAGAUUGAUUGAAAAGAGACAAUUUGUCCCACUCACUUUAAACAAAAGUCAAUGGUUUCCAGCUGACAAUGGCUUGUUACAGGCAACUUACCCUAAUAAAGUUGUCGUGGUUGAUACAAAUACUUUAAAAUUACUCGAUGCUUACGAUUUUGGAUUGAAAAAAGUUUACAACAGUGAUUGGAAUAAGUUAAAUCCAAACUUGAUUGCAGUUGGGACCUCUGGAUCAUCCAUUCGUUUUAUCGACAUUAGAAGUGGAUGCUGUCUGCAACAAAUCACCGUUGAAUCUCUUUUAGGAGCCAGUAGUCACAACGUUUCACGUGUUUGUUGGUCACCAGUGGAUGAUGAAUGUUUAUUUGCCGGAGAUUCCUCAGGGUUCAUCCACAUUUUUGACAUUCGUAAGCCUCGGAAAAGUCUUCAAUCUAUCGGAAGCGACAAUACAACAUGUGAACCAGUUGUCAAUCUAUCGUUUACAUGUGAUAACAUGAAUCUUAUUACAGCCCACGGGAUCCAAAGUGUUCUAAAUCAAUGGACAUUCAAGAAUCGAACAUUAGUGAACUCAAAUAUCAAUUAUCCAUUUCCUUACUGUCGAGUGAACAAAAAGAAAUCGGCUGCAGCUGCCAUUUCAUCUGCUUUUCUAAAAUGUCAAUUAUACGUUACCGAGUCAUUACUUUUUAAGCCAAUCUGUGAUGGAACGUUCGGUGGUGAAUUGUGCUGUUAUGAUCUUAAAAAUGGAGAAAGAUUGAGGACAUUAAGUCCGACAACAUGGAAUCCAGAUAACUGUAUGAAUGUUCAUUGUGUCACUGGAUUUCACCGAGAUUAUCCUGUAUUGAUCUCUGGUAGCAGACGCUUCAUUCGUGUUUGGGGAUUAGGAGGCAAAAAAGAUGACGAUCAAAAGGCCAACCAGUAUCAUGAAGAUGAUUGGGGCUAAUUUAACUUCUUUUUUAUUCAAUUUUUUUGUAACUUACAACCUCAUUAGACAAUACAUCAACAAUUGUUGAAGGUAUUUACAUUUGGUUUUCAAACUCAAGUGAAUAUUUAUUUUUCAAAACUUGAUCUCAAUUCACAUUUACACGGACAAUAUUGUUAACGAUUAAGUUUAUAUCAUCAGGUUAUACUUGAGUUUCAUUUUCUAUUUAUCAUUGUAAUUUGAUGAUAGCCAAAAUUAACAAUCAAUAUUUGUAACUUUAUUUAAACCUACAACGUAACUGUCAAUAUGUGAAAUCUCAAUUAACAUUUUUGGGCAUCUCAUGAACAUAAUUAUAGACAUUUAAAAUAAAAAUUUGUUGGCAUUACA
This is a messenger RNA of Tetranychus urticae (two-spotted spider mite), 2117 nucleotides long. RefSeq lists its product as uncharacterized. Gene Ontology annotation, cellular component: Cul4A-RING E3 ubiquitin ligase complex; nucleotide-excision repair complex. The record is from RefSeq and is a predicted model, not a curated record. NCBI's taxonomy places the organism in Eukaryota, Metazoa, Arthropoda, Arachnida, Trombidiformes, Tetranychidae. Gene Ontology annotation, molecular function: protein binding. Gene Ontology annotation, biological process: transcription-coupled nucleotide-excision repair; proteasome-mediated ubiquitin-dependent protein catabolic process; protein polyubiquitination.